Messenger RNA from Paraglomus brasilianum, 198 nucleotides. Lineage: Eukaryota; Fungi; Glomeromycota; Glomeromycetes; Paraglomerales; Paraglomeraceae. The record is from the annotation of a GenBank genome assembly.
AUGAAACAAUAUCAACAAGAGUUGGGAUGCCAUUUUCAAGUUAUUGAUGAAAAUACAGAUGCUUUGGGGAAUUCCGAAAGGUUACUGAAUGCAGUAAUACUGAGUGGUCACAAGCUCUAUGUUUGCAUCAAUGAAUAUGAUGGUGGUAUGAAUGAAGCCCUCAAAAACGAAACACUCCUCCAAUCAUCACAAAAAUGA